AACAGUCGCCAUAUUUGUAAUCCACAGACAAGCGCCAGUCCCGCAGUUCAAAUUGUUUUGUUACUGUAAUUCGACAUAAACCGUCAUGUCUAACCGAAAUAUGCAACAAGGGAGAAUGCUGGGUGGGAAUUCUCCCGCCGCACCGGCCAAAAGAGCGACAGACUCUCCGGCGUCGGAGAAGCACACGCCGGCUAACAAAGGCAGCCCAGCCCCGCCGCCGCCGCGGUCCCCCUCGGCCGAACGAGCAGAAGGAGCCGCGGAGGGAAGCGGCGAAGGCCCGUCGCAGAUGACCCUGGACCUCUCCAGCUUUCGGCGGCCUGGAGAGAAAACGUUCACCCAGCGCGCUCGGCUGUUCGUGGGCAGCCUGCCGCUGGAUGUCACGGAGGAGGAGUUCAGGAAGCUGUUCGCUAAAUACGGGAACAUCAGCGAGGUGUUCCUCAACAGAGAGCGGGGCUUCGGCUUCGUUCGCCUGGAAACUCGAACACUGGCAGAGAUCGCCAAAGCUGAACUGGACGGGACUUUGUUGAACAACAGACUUAUAAAAGUCCGCUUUGCUACGCAUGGAGCCGCGCUCACCGUUCGUAAUCUGCUGCCGGUCGUGACGAAUGAACUCCUGGAGCAGGCAUUUUCUGAGUUCGGGCUGGUGGAGAGGGCCAUCGUCGUGACGGAUGAUCGAGGUCGUCCCACCGGGAGAGGCAUCGUGGAGUUUGCAAACAAAAUAGCUGCUCGUAAAGCUCUGGAGCUUUGCACCGAGGGAGCGCUGCUGCUGACCACUACUCCUUGUCCCGCCAUCGUGGAGCCUAUGGAGCAACUUGGUGACGAAGAUGGCCUUCCUGAAAAGUUGCUACAUAAAUCUCCCAAGUACCAUAAGGAGCGGGAGCAGCCGCCACGUUUCGCCCAGCCGGGCACAUUUGAGUUUGAAUACGCAUCUCGCUGGAAAGCUCUCGAUGAGAUGGAUAAACAGCAACGAGAACAGGUGGACAAAAACAUUAAAGAGGCCAAAGACAAACUGGAGACUGAGCUGGAAUCGGCUAAACAUGAACACCAGCUCAUGCUAAUGAGACAAGAUUUAAUGAGACGACAAGAGGAACUGAGAAGAUUAGAGGAGCUUCGCAACCAGGAGCUGCAGAGACGAAAGCAGAUAGAAAUGAGACACGAGGAGGAGAGGAGGAGGAGAGAGGAGGAGAUGAUCAGGCACAGAGAGCAGGAGGACAUAAGACGCCAGCCGGAAGGCUUCAAACCAAACUACCAUGAAAAUAGAGAACAGGAAAUGAGAGGGGGUGAGCUGGGUCCUCGUGGAGCCGUUAAUAUGGGAGAUGGCUAUAACCAGGCCUCCGCAGGGCCCAGUGGUAACCAAGGUCAAAUGAUGGGCGUAAGUGGAAGGGGAGGAGCCAUUGGCCCGGAAGGAACCGCAAAUACGGGAACGCCAUUGAUGUCAGAGAAUGGAGCUAUGCGGAAUGAUCGAUACGCCCAAAGUGGAUCAAUGGGGGGUCGACCAGAUGUUGAGUCCCCAAAGCAACAUCAGCAGUCCCUGGGGCAGCAGGUUGGACCAACAUCAGGAUUUGGCUUGGGCAGUCCGGUUGGGGGUGUCUUUGAUGGCCCUAACAGCAAGCGGCGUCGAUAUUGACUUCCCAUGAAUGUGUGCCCGUUGCCAUUUUUCCACCCCGUCCUGGUUCUCCUAAAGCGCUCUUGUUUCCCCAACACCUACGCCUCUAUGCUGAUGGAGAGGUUUUCGUCAUUUUAGGGUAUCUGUAUUUUUGGUUGAUGGAAUGGCAGUACCUUUUAUCCGAUACCUGCAAUAUUCAUUCGACUAAUUUUUAACAUAAUUUUUUGUUCUAGUUUGAAUGAAUUGUGCUUUUUGUUUGUUUUGUAAAUGUGGAGUCUGCAGACUUUUUAAACUGUGCCCUGAGAAGCCUUUGGGCGUAGGCAACUUACAUAACUUCAAGAGAAGAUGAAUAAAAAAAACUUGACGAACAGUAUUUACUUUUGGAAGUUAUGUUACUGUGGUGAAACUGACAGCCAGUACUGUUAUGGAUGUUUCAUGGUUCUCAAUACCAAAUUCCAUAAAUCUUGAGAAUGUUGAAUAUUAUAUAGGAGAAAGCCACAGGUACCGGUAGUCUCUAAACCUGUAAUGACUGUAGAUGUUUAUAAGCAGACAUUAACUCGUGCGAUUUAACCUGGAGC
Nematolebias whitei (Rio pearlfish) is the source of this 2184-nucleotide messenger RNA. RefSeq names its product paraspeckle component 1 (gene pspc1). Gene Ontology annotation, biological process: regulation of DNA-templated transcription. Gene Ontology annotation, cellular component: nucleus. Bases 86 to 1627 code for a protein of 513 amino acids. Lineage: Eukaryota; Metazoa; Chordata; Actinopteri; Cyprinodontiformes; Rivulidae. The record is from RefSeq and is a predicted model, not a curated record. The transcript is spliced from 10 exons. Gene Ontology annotation, molecular function: RNA binding.